This is a messenger RNA of Cryptococcus amylolentus CBS 6039, 3122 nucleotides long. RefSeq lists its product as hypothetical. NCBI's taxonomy places the organism in Eukaryota, Fungi, Basidiomycota, Tremellomycetes, Tremellales, Cryptococcaceae. Gene Ontology annotation, biological process: autophagosome assembly; autophagy of peroxisome; endocytosis. Bases 52 to 2739 code for a protein of 895 amino acids. The record is from RefSeq and is a predicted model, not a curated record. Gene Ontology annotation, molecular function: 1-phosphatidylinositol-3-kinase activity. Gene Ontology annotation, cellular component: cytoplasm; endosome; membrane. The transcript has 13 exons.
GCUUCGAUCCUGGUGUGAUACUGACACUCCGUGACCCACAUUCAGACAACCAUGGAGACAGAGCCAUCGAGGGACAGGGACUAUUCUUUCGCCCGCCUGUGUGACAUCAAGUCCCCGGUCACCCUUAAGAUAACGUCCCUAGAAGGAAAGCUACCACAAUCAAGCCAUAUCGAAGCUUUGAAUCAUGCAGGGGUCAUCAGAUCCAAGGCCAAUACGCCCAUCCCAGAUCUGUACAUCACCUGUAUGCUGUGGACCGGAGAGGCGCAGCAUACAUUACCGUUCCGAACAGGAUGGAAAGAUCUGUCAAGAGGAACCAAAUGGAAUCAGACGAUAAUUUUACCCGUCCAAUACCCUUCCCUCCUCCUCGAGUCGUCCGUAACAUUCACAAUAUGGGAUGUUCAAGAGUCUGGCAGAUGCACUGCUAUUGGAGGAACAAAGAUGGCGCUCUUUGACCAUCACAGAACACUCAAACGAGGUCAACAACGGCUGUAUAUACAUCGGGGAGUGGAAGCGGACCCGAGGCCAAAUUCUACGACUCCGAGCGAGGUACUGAAUAGAGAGGACGAUGAGAUGGGAAGGCUGGAAUCUUUGAUAAAAGAGUUUGAUCGGGGCGAUAUCAACAAGGUGGAGUGGCUAGACCGUCUUGCUUUUAGAAAGUUAGAAAAAGCUCAUCUUAGGGAAGCUUCCAAAUCAAAAGACAUGUAUCUCUACGUGGACCUUCCGAAGUUCGACUUUCCUGUUGUCUACUCGGAACAGGAGUCACUCCUCUCGGUCCCGCCUGCUCCUGUCGCUCAUCUUUUUCCAACGAUCCCACCUGUCCUGGCGCUUCCGCCGAAUUUCCUCUCGAGCGACCGCCAUCUAUGGAGGGCGUAUGACCCGGACGCAUGGAGAGACAACCCUGUAGAGAUCAAGCACCGAAAGCUGCUACGAAGUCAGCGGUUGGGUGAUGCAGGAAAGGAUUUGAAACCCGGACCUUCGGACAGGGAUCGCUUGAACGACAUAUUUCGCCUACCUCCUACCGCCUCGCUGUCCGCUUUCGACAAGGAUCUUCUGUGGAAAUUUAGAUUUUCGCUGUUCCGUUCGCCUCGCUCGCUGACAAAGUUCCUAAAAUGCGUCACCUGGUCUGAUCCGGUCGAAACGAAGCAGGCUGUCGAAAAGUUGCUUCCUUUGUGGGGCCAAGAUGUAGGAAUCGAUGACGCACUGGAACUUCUGGGGCCAGAGUUCAUGCACAAAAAAGUGAGGGCUUUUGCAGUGAAACGCUUGGAAAGGGCGGAUGACGAGGAACUCUUGUUGUACCUUCUCCAACUGGUACAAGCUCUCAAAUUCGAGCACAAAUACUUCCUCUCGUCUCAACGUCCUCAUAAACCACGCGCACAUCAACUGAAACGGCAACUGUCACAAGACGAGGCUAGCGACAGCGGCUUGUCUCAAUUUUUGAUUGACAGAAGUGUAUCCAACCCGAUUUUGAGUACCCGUUUUCACUGGUAUCUCAUGAUUGAGUGUGACAGUCGAGUUCCUGCGGGAAGGAUGUAUGCAAAAAUCGCCCAUGAUUUCAUGAAUAAACUCUCUCAAAGCCCCGAAGGAACGGCCCAGAGGGAGGUACUCCGACGUCAAGGUGUAUUGGUGCAGACCCUAUCAACACGUGCUAGGGAAGUCCGUCUUUCGAAGGAUCCUCGACAGAAAAAGAUUGAGAAGCUCAAAGCUUAUCUGUCAGAUCCGAAGAACGGUCUCUCUUCUUUCGCCGAGCCCUUGACCUUACCCCUCAAUGCUCGGGUUUCCGUUACUUCUGUGGUGGCCGAGAAGUCGAGCAUAUUCAAAUCCAACCUUUUGCCGCUUCUGAUAUGGUUCGAAACAGCCGAGCCAAACAGAGCUGCAGAAGACGACAGUGAAGGGAUCGUUAACAUCUCGCCUGACUAUCCUGUCAUAUUCAAAAAUGGUGACGACUUGCGUCAAGAUCAGCUCGUAAUCCAACUGUUCACUCUCAUGGAUCGUCUACUACGCAAGGAAAACCUCGACCUGCGCCUGAGCCCCUAUAGUGUUCUGGCAACAUCCACCUCGGAGGGACUCAUACAGUUUGUUCCCAGCAAAAGUGUCGCGUCUAUCAUGGCGGAACAUGGGAACUUGCAGAAUUAUUUGAAGCUGGAGCACUCCGACGAUGCAGCCCUGGGAUCGUAUGGCAUAGAGGCAGGGGUAAUGGAUACGUUUGUAAGAAGCUGCGCUGGCUACUCAGUUCUCACGUAUGUCCUGGGGGUUGGAGACCGUCAUCUCGACAAUCUAAUGCUAGCGCCCGAUGGACAUUUCUUUCACGGUACGUCAUGGGGGAAUCAUAGUAUUCGAGACAUGCUGAGACCCUCUGUAGUUGAUUUCGGUUACAUCUUGGGACGAGACCCAAAGCCGUACCCACCACCUGUGAAGGUGUGCAAGGAAAUGGUCGAUGCAAUGGGCGGUACCGGAUCAGCUCAUUACUCCAGAUUCCAGAGCUUGUGUUAUACUGCUUUCACUGGAUUGCGGAAGAAUGCCAACCUGAUACUGAAUCUUGUGGCGUUGAUGGUGGAUGCUGGUAUACAAGAUAUCCAGCUCGAGCCUGACAAGGCAGUAUGGAAAGUGCAGGAAAAGUUCAUGCUCGAUCUUUCCGAGGAAGAUGCCAUCAAGCAAUUUGAGGUCUUGUUGAAUGACACCUCGUAUUUGACUGUUGUUUUUGACAGGAUCCAUGACUGGGCGCAGUACCUACGCGAUUAGGUGAAUGAGGCAAGGUCAGGGAACGGCGUUCAAGCUCUGGAUUGCCGGGCAAAAGCGUGCUCGCGUCACGCGUGUCUUGUCACUACAACCGUGAGGUUGGGAGCGGUGUUAUAUAUUGAAUAUCAUUAUUAUCAUCAUUUGAAGCGUUAGCUAUAUCUAUGGAGAAGUAAGGCAGUGAUAAAUCUUCCGAGUUCAAAAGCCAGCAGAGCCGUCAGCUGGCCGUCAGUCAUCGUCGUCAUCACCGGCCAUGGUGCGGCGGGUGCCGGCUGUUUUGGACCGUCGGCGUUUUCGUCACGACUUUUCUGGGGAAAUUUGGGCUCCUCGUUGGUCGCAGGAGAAAAGAGCAGGACUCGGGCUGGAUGCAUGAACUGUGUACUCUGUAG